CUCCGCAAAUGCAGCCGAGUCGCUGAAGUUUCCAGUUGCUGCACACAGCAGAGGAGCAAGAGGAGCAGAGGAGUUUAAAGACACAUUACAACACAGAGAGGAGCAGAGAGGAGCAGAAGAGCGCAGCCUGCGGCGCGUAAACUUCAACUCCGCUGCGCUGUUUUGGGGUUUCCCUUCUCGAAUAAGUGGCUGGUUCGGUUGCAGCGCUGUGGUCUGUGUGUUUCAGAGACUGAAAUAAUUAAAGAUGAGUUGUGGCUCUGAGGUGUGCUGGAGGAUGUUCCGGCUGAUGGUGACCGCGCUGGUGGUGGUGAUGUCCGGCUGCGGGGCGUCGGAGUACGAGUACCUGGGCUGGAGGACGGACGCGUACAACGGCGGCCGCGGCUACGGCAAACCCCCGCAGUGCGUGGACAUCCCGGACGACCUGCGGCUCUGCCACACCGUGGGCUACAACCAGAUGCUGCUGCCCAACCUGCUGGAGCACGAGACCAUGGCGGAGGUGAAGCAGCAGGCCAGCAGCUGGGUGCCGCUGGUGCACAAGAACUGCCACCCGGGCACGCAGGUCUUCCUGUGCUCGCUGUUCGCGCCCGUGUGCCUGGACCGGCCCAUCUACCCGUGCCGCUGGCUGUGCGAGGCGGUGCGGGACAGCUGCACCCCCAUCAUGGAGGCCUUCGGCUUCCCCUGGCCGGAGAUGCUCACCUGUGACAAGUAUCCCCAGGACGACGUGUGCAUCGCCAUGACGCAGCCCAACGCCACCGAGGCCACCCGGCCCACAGGUUCUCCCAUCUGCCCUCCAUGUGACAACGAAGAGAGAACAGACACCAUACUGGAGAACAUGUGUGCCAGCGAGUUUGCUUUCAAAGCCAAGAUCAAGGAGGUGAAACGAGAAAACCUCGACCGCAAGGUGGUCUUCCAGAAAAAGAAGAAGCUUUUGAAAGCAGGAAAUCUGAAGAAGAAAGACCUGAAGAAGCUGGUGUUGUACCUAAAGAACGGUGCAGACUGUCCCUGCCAGCAGCUGGACAACCUGGGGAACCAGUACCUAAUCAUGGGCCGCAAGGUGGAUAAGCAGUAUCUUCUCACAGGCAUCCACAAGUGGGACAAGUCCGGCAAGGAGUUCAAAAAGGCCGUCAAAAAACUGAACACUUAUAAAUGUCCAGCAUUUGAGAAUGUCUUCAAAUAAUAAGACGUAUGGCUUCAACCCCAGUCGCAUCUCAUCCUACACAUGAACUUGCACAAGCAUUCCUAAACUUUGCUUUCUAUUGUGUGUUUAUAUUAUCAAUAUAUCUUUGUAUGUUUACAGAUAUACGUUGGAAAGUCCACCAUUCAGUUUUAGCGAAAUGUGGUGAGUGAUGACGCCACAAAAUGAAAAGUUUUCUUUCGCUACUUAAGCUUAAGAGAAGGACUUCAAGUACAAGUCCCUUUUCCCAACUGAACCAAUGUUUGCUAAUAUGCAUGUGUUGUAGAUACGCCUCCCUUGUUACACUCUUCUGCUCAUUGUUUAUGUCUGAGGAACCAUUGAGGAAAAAACAUUCACUUUCUUUCUUACUAAGAGUUAGAAGACGGGAUUGAUACCAUUUUUUCUUAUGUAGGUUAAAUAUGAAGCUGUCAUUAGGUCAUUAGCAUAAAGAUUAUAAGCGAGGAGGAAAGGAGCUGUACCCACUCCCAGAAAAGAAAAAGAAAAUUGCCAGUUUUCUUUUUUCUCAAUAUAUGUGACAGAAAUGUAAUGUAAUUGACCCGGCUACCUUGUUUUCAUUGCUUGAAGUCUUUUUUCCUAGUGCAAGCUAACCACAUGAUGCUGAACUCAAGAUUAAUAUCUAUAUAAACUAUCUUUAAAAAUAUGUAAGAUCAAAUAAUUAUUCAAGUCAAUGAUUAGACAAUAGAGGUUCUAGCUUUAAAAGCUACAGAAUGCUGCAGUACAACGAGUAUUUUUCAAUUUAAAGACUGCACUACUAGCAUUGUCAAAUUUUCUUUUCUUUUUCUUUUUUUUGUACUCUUCUUUUUUUUGUACUUAUUUGUACUCGUGAGCAGGCCUGUGUGUGCAGGAUCUUUUUUUUCCUUGAUUUUUACCAAAUGUUUUUGCCACUCUUCUGUUUCUGCAUGCUGGGGCUACAGAGAUCAGUAAUCAUGAUUCAUGCUUUUGUAGUCAUACAUGUUUAAAACUGUAUAUCACCUUUAUGUUCUAGUCUGUUCUGCUUUAAUGUCACUGGUCCGUUUUAGCACUAUUUUGUUUCAAAUUUAAAUGUUGGCGGUUCAUUGCUGCUUGUUACGUGUACAUAUAAAUUUUACAUAAAUAUGGAAAAACAAA
Cololabis saira (Pacific saury) is the source of this 2302-nucleotide messenger RNA. It is a transcript of the gene sfrp1a, whose product is annotated as secreted frizzled-related protein 1a. NCBI's taxonomy places the organism in Eukaryota, Metazoa, Chordata, Actinopteri, Beloniformes, Belonidae. The transcript is spliced from 3 exons. The coding region runs from base 245 to 1177 and encodes 310 amino acids. Gene Ontology annotation, molecular function: Wnt-protein binding. The record is from RefSeq and is a predicted model, not a curated record. Gene Ontology annotation, biological process: non-canonical Wnt signaling pathway; negative regulation of canonical Wnt signaling pathway; canonical Wnt signaling pathway.